CACCAGUUAAUUGCAGUGUGCUGUUCGCUGCUCCACUUGGUGACGGCGUCGCUCGUACCGUCCAUGUGUUCCAGCAUUUUUUAAAUUGAACAAGUGGAUUCUUAAGUGCCUAGCGCAAUUCGUAGUUUGGUUCGUGCUAACGUCCGCUGUGAUUUUUGGUACGGAAAUUGAUGCUAUUUGAAUUAUUACUAUGGCACACACGAUUCUCCUUCUUCAACCGGGUAAACCCGAAUCAAGGACCUAUUCAGAUUUUGAAAGUGUCAACGCGUGCAUGGAAGCAAUCUGCCACGUGUUUGAGGAGCAUUUGAAGCGGCAGAAUCCACAAUCAGCGUCGAUCACCUAUGAUAUCUCUCAGCUUUUCGACUUCAUCGAUCAACUUAAUGAUCUCACCUGUCUGGUUCAUCAGAAGACAACAAACACGUAUUCACCGUAUAAUAAAGCCUGGAUAAAAGACAAGAUUUAUGCUUUGCUACGGCAGCAAGCCAGCCACUGAUCUAGACGUACAAAAUAUAUUUUCUUUGUUGAAUUACUUUACAUGCGAUGGGUACACUACAGCGAGCCAAAACCUAAUACUUUUAAGAACAGUUUUUAAGUAUCGUGAUUUGCGAAUCAGCUCUCAAACAAUCCUAACCAACGCCACGAACAACUUUGUGAAAACCUGUGACCUGUGGGCCAUUACAGCAGACCUCAGACUGAAGGUUUGUUUUCGGGAUUGCCUUAAGUACUAGUAAAUGACGCUUGAUUCAGUUAUUCGGUCGAUAACGAGCCUGUCACAAUAUGAAGCGGAUGCCGAUACGCCCGUGCUUAUAGGCUUUGAAGCAACAAAAUUGGUUUGCGCUUGAUGAUAUCCCAAGAGCAAGUAGGAGCGAAGAACGGUUUGUGUAUGAUGUAAUAUAUAUUUAGCCCUUCAAUGCUACUUGACGGUGUCGCAUUUAAAAAUUCACUCAGCGUACGCAUCUUUAUACUCUGGCUCAACAAUGUUAUACCCUAGAACAAAAUAGCCACCUCAUUCAAAAAUUCAAAGACAAACCGCGUCAUGAGGAAUCCGUAGCCAUAACAUAUCCAUUUGAUUACAGGCAUUUUACACGCUAGAUGUUUCGCAUGAACACAUUUGAAGUCUAUGAGCUAGUAAACGUUUCUAAAAGAGUGGGCACUCAAUUAGCAAUAAGUGAGAGACGAGAGGAACAAGGUUUCGAUGACAAAAUGAAUUAAAACAAUUAAUUUUUUAUGUGAGCACCUUUCUUUUUCGACUGCCAGCAUUUAACAUUCAUUUUAGCCCAACUAAUUAAACAAUGCAUUAUCAGCAUAUGAUGCAUUAUGUGAGUACUUCUUAUGCUUCUAGCCUGUUUGCUGUUUGAUUUUUGGGCCUACACGUUCGAGUAAAGUUUCAGUUUUGGCUGUCUUGGUAUUGAUCCCGAUAAUCAAAUACACAUAACAAGCAUGCGGUUGAGCAACGUACGUGUUGAUCUUUGUAUGAAAGAUUAUGAAUAAUUACCAUUUCGAUUCAAUGUAUAUGAUAUGCGAAGUGCUUAAUUUAUUUUACUACAAACACGAUUCGUCACCUUUCGAUACGGAAGAAAUUGAUAGUGUAAAAUAAAUUUGACAAAAUGUGAUGCUGCCAUUAUAAUCAUAAGUCUAUGAGUUCGGUUUCUAAUCGAAAUUUCGAUACUUUUUAUUAACUAGGCUUAAUCUGUAAGUCGUUGCAUCGUUUUGGUUGGAAACACUUGGCUCAGAACAGGGUAGAAUAUAAAUCUGCAGCCAAUAAAAAAUAGGCUUACAGCGCGAGCAGCACCUUUUUCAUCUAUGAACGUCGACUCAAAGUAUACAUCUACCUUUGUCCUUUUUAUGAAAAACGUAUGACCUGCUAAGGCAAACAUUGAGAAAACGCAUCUCGGUGUCUGUCCGAGCCAAACCACGUGUAGUUUCUAUCACAAAAGUACUUCAGUAACAACCGUUAUAGCCAUAACUAUUGCGAGAAGAAAAGUUUAGGCGUUGGAUACGAGCGGUGAUGAAGAGAACAGCUGAGAGAGGGAGACAGUUAACGCGCUCUAUUCGGUCUCUCAUUCUCAGGCGGCGGGUCGAGUUAGUUUGUUGGAGUGCUCGUCGUAUAGAACCUUGCCCCCUGGCUCUUCCAUCUAUUCGACUGCCUGUCUCUUCACUCAUUCUGCAACGACGCUGAUCGGUUAAGAAAUCAUCCACAUUAAAUCCUCUCUUUUAUCAACUUCA
Messenger RNA from Varroa destructor (honeybee mite), 2226 nucleotides. RefSeq names its product enhancer of rudimentary (gene e(r)). The record is from RefSeq and is a predicted model, not a curated record. Lineage: Eukaryota; Metazoa; Arthropoda; Arachnida; Mesostigmata; Varroidae.